Messenger RNA from Peromyscus leucopus (white-footed mouse), 2772 nucleotides. RefSeq names its product MOB kinase activator 3C (gene Mob3c). NCBI's taxonomy places the organism in Eukaryota, Metazoa, Chordata, Mammalia, Rodentia, Cricetidae. The coding region runs from base 134 to 784 and encodes 216 amino acids. The transcript is spliced from 4 exons. Gene Ontology annotation, biological process: positive regulation of protein phosphorylation; signal transduction. Gene Ontology annotation, molecular function: protein kinase activator activity. Gene Ontology annotation, cellular component: nucleus; cytoplasm. The record is from RefSeq and is a predicted model, not a curated record.
AUCACCCGCAGGACGACAACCCAGCGCGCUGCGGUUGUGGCGGCGCCGACAGAGACCCGGAGCUGUCCACCCAGGCGGAGCGCGGCAUCUUCAGGUCCCUGGGCGAAGACAUCCAGCUCUACUAAGCCUGGCCAUGGCACUGUGCCUGAAGCAGGUGUUUGCUAAGGACAAGACUUUCCGGCCCCGGAAGCGCUUUGAACCUGGCACACAGCGCUUUGAGCUUUAUAAGAAGGCACAAGCCUCACUCAAAUCCGGCCUGGACCUUCGAAGUGUGGUGAGGCUGCCACCUGGUGAGAGCAUCGAUGACUGGAUCGCUGUGCAUGUGGUGGACUUCUUCAACCGCAUCAACCUCAUCUAUGGCACCAUGGCUGAGCACUGCAGUGAGACCAGCUGCCCAGUCAUGGCUGGUGGGCCUCGCUAUGAGUACCGCUGGCAGGACGAGCGCCAGUACCGAAGGCCCGCCAAGCUCUCGGCACCCCGCUAUAUGGCAUUGCUCAUGGACUGGAUCGAGGGUCUCAUCAAUGAUGAAGAUGUCUUUCCUACACGUGUUGGAGUUCCCUUCCCCAAGAACUUCCAGCAGGUCUGCACCAAGAUCCUGACCCGACUGUUCCGCGUCUUUGUCCAUGUCUACAUCCACCACUUUGAUAGCAUCCUCAGCAUGGGGGCAGAGGCACAUGUCAACACCUGCUAUAAACACUUUUACUACUUCAUCCAAGAGUUCAGCCUGGUGGACCAGAGGGAACUAGAACCACUGAGGGAGAUGACAGAACGGAUCUGUCACUGAGUCCAGAUCUGGAUGUUGUUGCCGAUCAACUGGACCAUCGAACACAGUGUAGCUGGGAGAGGGGACCCUUAGGAGCCUGUUGGGAGAGCAAUCUGAAGGCCUAUAGGACCCCUCUAGAAACCAGACAGCUCUGGACUUCUCCGAAGUCUGCCUGUGUGUCCCCGAUUGCAUGGAGAAGGGAGGGCUUCAAGUGGGCAACAGAAGGAAAGGAGGAGGUCAGCCCCUCACAUUAAGUCCAAGAGUAGGGCAGGCUACCAAGUUUCUGCUCUGAUACUUCACCCCUUCAUCCUCCCAUGGUGGGUCUCAAAUCCAUUUUGGGAAUAUGGAUGUGGCUGAAGUGAUGGCAAGAAAAUUACGAGAGUGAGUGGCUAUAUCUGAGCAAGCAGGUAGGUGUGGGGGUGGUGAGUGUGGGUGUUUUGAUUGUGGGAUUUGUCUGAGAGAUCCAGGUCCUUCCUGGCACAUAGUAGGCCCUCCUGUUGGAUGGAUGGAUGGAUGGAUGGAUGGAUGGAUGGAUGGACGGACGGACGGACAGGCUGACCAUAAGUCCAUGACCCCUAUAGGAGUAAUGACAGCAUAGUGACCCAAUUCAACUCUGACCACAUGUACAAGUGUACAAAAUGUGCAUGUAGAUGGACUUGUACCUCUGAAUCUUCUAGACCACCAUUUUCUAUCAACAUGAGUCCCAGGCAGUUGAGGGGAGGUUAGAAAGUGCAGCUUUGCCCUGAGUUCCUUAAACCCCUGGCCUACCACCAUGUAGGCUGAUUUGCUCAGUCAAGGAUGUCCACAAAUAUUUCACUCAUCUGCUUCCUGGAGGGCCUGGUAACAGUAAGCCUCUAAGCCAGGCGGUGGUGGCACACACCUUUAAUUCCAGCACUCAUGAGGCAGAGGCAGGAGGAUCUCUGAGUUCGAGGCCAGCCUAGUCUACAGAGUGAGUUCCAGGGCUACACAGAAAAACCCUGUCUCAAAAAAAACAAACAAAAAACCCAGUAAACCUCUUGAGGGUUGAGAUUGAUCCCUCAUGUCCACAAAGAUCCCCUGGAUCUUGAACUGGAACUCAAGAUACUUCAGUCUCAUACCUAGAAUCUACUGACCUGAGUGAAGGCCAGCACAAAAUAGGCCUCUAGACCAGAGAGCCACUGGAACUUGAACUGGGAAAUCUGGAGUCUUUUCUCCUGUCUCAGGACACUGAGGAUCAUGUAGCUAGUGGAGACAUUCCCAUCCUAAAAAUACCUGCCUCCACCCAACCAUCCUGAGACAUCCCAGCUACUUGGAUCUCCAAGCACAGCUACUCAAAGAGGCUGGGAUGCUCUUUCAGUAGCCAUUACUCAGUACCACCAUGUUGAGCCCUGUGCACAAACUCACAGGUAGGGAAACCAUGGCAGAAACAGGCUUCUGCCCUUCCAAAGCCUUUAUCCUGAGAGGCCAGGAUGGAGAACAAGAAAUCACAUAAGAAUCCUGUCUGUCUCUCAGUGUGCAAAGGAGGAAACUGAAACCCGGAGGCUUUUAUAAAGCUGGUAUAAAAGCCAAGGCUCUUGACUUCUACUCUAGGGCCUGCUGAUUGUGACACUGAGAUGCUCUCCAGGACACAACUGUUCCUGCUUUGAGCAAGGACUUCUAGCCUGAUGCCAGAGAGCCCCACCACACCUGGGUUGGCUCGAGUUGACUGCUGAGACAAACCUCCAAAACCAGGUCCAUCCUCAUGGCCUAAGAACUGCCUGCCCUCCAGAGAAACAGCUGGGGCUCUCCAGACCAACAGGACCUGGAACUUCUAUCUCUGCUGGCUCCAGAAAAGUCCCCAAAGGAAGUAUUCUGUCCUGCAGCUUUGGCAGUGGUUCAGAACUGGGGAAAGUGGGAAAUUUCCCCCACACUGGGCUGCAGAAUAUACUUUGAAAUCUAGGCUGUGAAAAGGGAUGAUGGGGGGAGGGAAAUAUAUUUUUGUGAAAAAGGGAAGAUUUUGCUAUUUUUGGUAAAAUAAAGACACAAAGCAA